AUGGCUGUGCCCUUUGUGGAAGACUGGGAUUUGGUGCAAACCCUGGGAGAAGGUGCUUAUGGAGAAGUUCAGCUUGCUGUGAAUAGGCGAACAGAAGAAGCAGUUGCAGUAAAGAUUGUGGACAUGAAGCGUGCCAUAGAUUGUCCAGAAAACAUUAAGAAAGAGAUUUGCAUCAAUAAAAUGUUAAAUCAUGAGAACAUAGUGAAAUUCUAUGGUCAUCGGCGAGAAGGCAAUAUUCAGUAUCUGUUUCUGGAGUACUGCAGUGGAGGAGAACUCUUUGACCGAAUAGAGCCUGAUGUGGGUAUGCCUGAACAAGAUGCUCAGAAGUUCUUCCAUCAGCUUAUGGCAGGGGUGGUAUAUCUUCAUGGUAUUGGAAUAACUCAUAGAGAUAUUAAGCCUGAAAAUCUUUUACUAGAUGAAAGAGAUAAUCUUAAAAUCUCAGACUUUGGCUUAGCAACCGUGUUUCGGCAUAAUAAUCGUGAACGUUUAUUAAAUAAGAUGUGUGGCACUCUGCCAUAUGUUGCCCCAGAACUGCUUAAGAGGAAAGAAUUCCAUGCAGAACCAGUUGAUGUUUGGUCAUGUGGAAUAGUACUUACUGCAAUGCUGGCUGGAGAAUUGCCAUGGGACCAACCCAGUGACAGUUGUCAGGAGUAUUGUGACUGGAAAGAAAAAAAAACAUAUCUCACACCUUGGAAGAAAAUUGAUUCUGCCCCAUUAGCCUUGCUGCAUAAAAUUCUAAUUGAGAAUCCAGGAUCAAGAAUUACAAUAACAGAUAUUAAAAAAGACAGAUGGUAUACUAAGGUACUUAAGAAAGGUGCAAAAAGACCUCGAGCUUCUUCAGGAGGAGUAUCAGAUUCCCCAAGUGGAUUUUCUAAGCACAUACAAUCAAAUUUGGACUUCUCGCCUGUUAAUAGUGCUCACAGUGAAGAAAAAGUGAAGUACUCUAGCUCUCAACCAGAGCCAAGAACUGGUCUUUCUUUGUGGGACACUAGUCCCUCUUAUAUUGAUAAACUGGUACAAGGAAUCAGUUUCUCGCAACCUGCGUGUCCUGACCACAUGCUGCUGAAUAGUCAAUUACUUGGCACCCCAGGUUCUUCACAGAAUCCUUGGCAGCGUUUAGUCAAAAGGAUGACACGGUUCUUUACCAAAUUGGAUGCUGACAAGUCCUAUCAUUGUCUGAAGGAAACUUGUGAGAAACUAGGGUAUCACUGGAAGAAGAGUUGUAUGAAUCAGGUCACAGUAUCAACCACUGAUAGAAGAAACAAUAAACUGAUUUUCAAAGUGAACUUGGUAGAAAUGGACGAGAAGAUCUUAGUGGACUUCCGGCUAUCUAAGGGUGAUGGACUGGAGUUCAAGAGGCAUUUCCUGAAGAUUAAAGGGAAGCUGAGUGAUGUGGUAAGCAGCCAGAAAGUAUGGCUACCUGCCACAUGAUCCAUACAUGCUGGGUAGGCCCAGUGAAUGCAGUGCUGCUAUGUUGACACUAUCCUUCCAAGAGAAGCUUACACUGUUUUACAGACCUCAAAUCUAAAGUAACAAUUCCUGAGGAGU
Molecule: messenger RNA, 1548 nt
Organism: Gracilinanus agilis (Agile Gracile Mouse Opossum)
Lineage: Eukaryota; Metazoa; Chordata; Mammalia; Didelphimorphia; Didelphidae
Gene: CHEK1
Product: checkpoint kinase 1
Exons: 12
Coding region: 1-1431 (476 amino acids)
Biological process (GO): mitotic G2 DNA damage checkpoint signaling; protein phosphorylation
Cellular component (GO): site of double-strand break; cytoplasm; nucleus
Molecular function (GO): protein serine/threonine kinase activity; ATP binding
Source: RefSeq, a predicted model, not a curated record